UCGAGUCAUGCGCACUACGGCGCUCGAAGGGACUUCCACUCGACGGUUUACUCUCGAAUUUAUCCCACGAAAAAUCUCAAAUUUCGCUGCGACAAAGUCGGAGGGACGUGAAAAAGGCGUUUGGAUCCAUCUCUAAAAUUUUCUGCAGUGAAAUCCGUGAAAAAUCGGCCGCCUGAGGAUGGAGGAAGAAAACAGGGAAAAAGAAGCAAGUUUGAUUUUGCACUCGAUGCUGACGAACAAACGCGAGCAGCAACUUCUGCCUCGCGUUUUGACUUUGGAAUGUGAAGCCUCGAGCAGCACCAACAUUGAACUCUUGGAGGAAGACGAAGAGGACGACGUGAACGUGAUGGAGACGGACGACGACGAAAUUGGCGUGUCCGCUUCCAAAGACACUGAAAGUGAGGACGACCAGAAAUUACGUAAUGAAAAGAAAAAGGGACAGAGAAAAAAACGCAAAAUUUCUGACUAUGUUGCCCAAGGCAUUGACCCAACCAAGCUUGAGGAGAGUGCUGAUGAGGUGAUGAGCAGAUUUAAGCUUGGUUGCGAGUGCGUCGAGUCAAACUGCUUCACAAAUCUGAACGCUGAGUUGGUUUAUCGGCACAGACUGAACAUUGCUGAGCUGACCAAGGCCGAGCAGGACAUGUAUCUCAUGGGUGUCACCAUGGCCAGUCUCACCAACCCUGAGACAACAACCAAACAGAAGGAACGGCAGAGGCUGAGGGCGCAGUACGUCUACCAGGGACGGAAAGUUUGCUUGGACGCUUUUCUAUACUUGGAGAACUGCACCCAUUACCAACUCAAGAGAAUCCGGAAACACGUCAUGACACACGGAGUUGUUCCUAGGAUGCAUGGCAAUUUAGGCAAAAAACCUCACAAUACUUUCUCUCUGGACAUCUAUCGGCACGCCAACAACUUCAUCGAAAGCUUCAUUGAGCCCUACACUGCCCAGACAAACAACCAAAGCAAGUCAAAAGGCGCCAAGAAGAAAAUCACAAUCACUCUGCCACCAAAAAUUACCAGGAAGACUUUGCACAAUGAGUACAAGGACUACUGUGCCAAAUUAAACGUGAAUACUAAGAUCAUGGGGUAUUCUUCUUUCCGACAUUUUAUCAGUGAGCAGUUCCCCAACAUUCGCUUUGUCAAGAACGAGGUCGGCGUCCCAAAACCAGCAAACCUUGAGCUUUACGAGCCAAGAGUUCAUGAAGUUGAAGAAAAUCCGACCUCUCAGGCCACUUCUUCCAACGGCUCCGAACUCGCCCAGUCACAGCAAGAAGAGUCAAUUUUGACCACUCAGCUCCUGACCACCCAGACUUUGCAACAGCAGGCGGUCCAUCCAACCAUCAUCAUGGACGGAAACACCAACACGACUUUUACAACGCCUGCUGGAAACACCUACGUCAUCACCCAAGUUUUGCCAGCAGGCUUUUGUCAGGUCCCAGCCACCUUCCAAACAGUGAGCAUUUCUGCAGAUAAUCAGGCGGUGCAGCCGACCACCUUCACCUUCACCACUUCGUAAAUUAUUAUAUACAUAUGUGGAAAAAACAUAUUUUUUGAUCUCAUGAUUUUGGAUUUAAUUUUUGGCUAAUAAAUCGUUGGAAAUUUUUUAUAUAUUUUACUUAACAUCCUGCUAUGAUUUUGCAAAGCAGCGCAAAAAAUUUAUGUCCACAUUCCUUCUUUAUCUAAUUUUGUUGCCUUAAGAAGACUGCCUGCUCUGCUAUCAUCUGUUACCACACGCUUCCUGCUAGUCCUCAGUCUGCUGCUAUGUGUUUAUCUUUAUUACUAGUCCUACAUUUCCUAUCACGCGCGGCUCCUCGUUCGGCAUCUCAUAUCUUGUUGGUUUAUAAUUAUGGUGAAAUUUAUUAGUAUGUGAGACUUUUUGAAAUUUUAUA
This is a messenger RNA of Neocloeon triangulifer, 1889 nucleotides long. RefSeq lists its product as uncharacterized. The record is from RefSeq and is a predicted model, not a curated record. The transcript is spliced from 5 exons. Bases 179 to 1516 code for a protein of 445 amino acids. NCBI's taxonomy places the organism in Eukaryota, Metazoa, Arthropoda, Insecta, Ephemeroptera, Baetidae.